Molecule: messenger RNA, 1071 nt
Organism: Lodderomyces oxycetoniae
Lineage: Eukaryota; Fungi; Ascomycota; Pichiomycetes; Serinales; Debaryomycetaceae
Exons: 1
Coding region: 1-1071 (356 amino acids)
Biological process (GO): glycine import into mitochondrion
Cellular component (GO): mitochondrion; mitochondrial inner membrane
Molecular function (GO): glycine transmembrane transporter activity
Source: RefSeq, a predicted model, not a curated record
AUGUCAUCUAUAACAACAUCUUCACCAACACCACAUCAUGACUCCAAGGUAAUAUCCAAACCAGUUGUUUUAUUAGCCAAUAAGUCUCCGGAUGCAGUAACUCAUUUAGUAUCGGGAGGUAUAGCGGGUUUAGUCUCGGCAGUUACUUUACAGCCCUUUGAUUUGUUAAAGACUCGACUACAGCAACAACAGCACACUACCAAGAAUGAAGUUCGGACUACGAUAUAUAAGGAAUUGAAAAAAUUAACCAAAAUAAAAGAUCUUUGGCGUGGUACAUUACCUUCGACAUUGAGAACUUCAAUUGGUGCUGGAUUGUACUUUACAAUCUUGUCCAAGAUGAGAUCGAACUGGGCGGCAUAUAGGUUGAAGUAUCCUAGAAACGGUGAAGUUGAAUCAAGCUUCAAAUCGAGCUCAUCUGUAUUACCUAAAUUAACACCAAUGGAGAAUUUAGCUACCGGGUUUUUUGCAAGAGCAAUUGUUGGGUAUAUCACUAUGCCUAUAACUGUUAUCAAGACAAGAUUCGAGAGUAACUUGUAUAAUUACAAUUCCAUGUAUGAUGGUAUCCUGGGGGUAUAUUUAGAAAAUACAAAAGGAGGGAACGGGGAAAUGGGGAAAGUACCACGCCAUGGUGGAUCAUUAAAAAACUUUUUUAGAGGUUCAACAGCAACAUUGGCAAGAGAUUGCCCUUAUGCUGGAUUAUAUGUUCUCUCGUAUGAAUUGUUUAAAAAUGACAUUCUUCCGAUUUUCAUACUUCGAAACUUUAGCCAAGACCACCACCUUCUUAACCAUCAUUAUGCAAGUAUUAUUAAUACUACAGCCGCAAUAUUAGCAGCAACUACGAGUACUACAAUAACUGCCCCCUUUGAUGCGAUAAAAACGAGGUUACAACUCACUAAUGGUAACUCAAUGUGGAAAACUUUUCAAACAUUGAUGCAGGAAGAAGGUGGGUUUAAAAACUUGUUUAGAGGAUUAAGUUUGAGAUUAAGUAGAAAAUGUGUUAGUGCUGGGAUCAGCUGGUGUAUUUAUGAGGAAUUAAUUAAAAGUAAAAUGCUCAAAGACUGGUUUGCAUAG